UAGCCGGAUUUGCCCUACCCUCGAGUCUCCCGGACUCGAGUCUAUACCCCGAUUUAAGACUCCAAAAUCAUACUCCUCGAUUUUGACCGUAUACACUAACAAAUUGUGGAGUUUAUUAGUUUAAAACAUGUCUUCUUUUACUAACUUUAGUACAAGUAGUUGAAAAAAAAGAAGAAGAUAUUUCAAUGUAAUAAGCAUGGAAGCUUAUUUGACUCAUAGUCUUCACUACAGUGUGAUCAAGAAAAGUAGUAUUUCAUCUAAGGAAAUUACUUGUUGUUGUUGAUACUCUCACAGGCAGCCACAAUUUUCAGUACCAACCAUGGCAGAAGCAGUACUUUCAGCUCUAAUGGAAGUCCUUUCCAAAAGAUAACUUCCCAAAUUUUCCAAAAAAAUGGACAGCUAGGAAGUACAAAGAAGGAGAUGAUAAAUCUGCAGAGCACACUAUCAACAAUUCAAGCUGUACUACAAGAUGCUGAGGAUAGGCAAAUGAGAGAUAAAUCUUUGAAGAACUGGCUGGUGAAGCUCAAAGACAUUGUCUAUGAAGCAGAUGAUUUAUUGGAUGAAUACUUGACUGAAUUGCUCCGCCAUAAGUUGAAACUGAAAGAAGUUGGAGAAAAGUUAGAAUUGGUUGCAAAUGAGAGAGCCAAAUUCCAUUUUAGGGAUGUCGUUUAUCAGGGAGGUUUUUCUUGUGAAAGACCACAAUCAGACUCUUAUGUAAUUGAAUCAAAGGUUUUUGGUAGAAAUAAGGAUAAAGAAAACAUAGUCAAGCUACUUAUAGAAUCUGAUGUACCGGUUGUUAGCAUUGUUGGAAUUGGAGGAAUUGGGAAGACAACAGUUGCAAAAUUGGUUUACAAUGAUAUUGUUGUAGAAGAUAGAUUUGAUACAAGAAUAUGGGUUUGUGUCUCAAAAGGAUUUGAUGUGAAAAGGCUUCUUAACGCAAUCAUAGAAUAUGCCACUGGUAGUAGUUGUAACCUUGUAGAGAUGGAGGCGAUCCUGCGGCGUGUCCACGCGUUAAUAUUGGGCAAGAAAUUUUUGCUUGUCCUAGAUGAUGUAUGGGAUGAUGAUCAUGAGAAAUACGAGAGAUUAAAGAAUUUAGUUCACAAUGGUUUGGAUGGGAGUAGGCUGUUAGUGACUACUCGAAAUGAGAAGGCUGCGCUACUGAUGGGCAAAGCAAAUCCAUAUCGUUUGGAAGGCCUUUCGGAUGAUGAUUGCUGGUCCUUGUUUCAGGAACUGGCAUACAAGAAUAGGCAAAAAGAAUUAUUAGCUCUUGAAGAGCUCGGGAAAGAGAUCACCAAGAAAUGUAGGGGGGUUCCUUUAGCGGCAAAGGCCCUUGGAAGUUUAAUGUGCUUGAAGAAUCAGAAAUCUGAGUGGUCUUUCAUCCGAGAUUGUGCAAUGUGGGAUCUUAUGGGACAUGAAGACGGAGCUGGAAUUCUUUUGGCCCUAAGAUUAAGUUAUGAGUACUUGCCGACACAUCUGAAACAAUGUUUUGCAUAUUGUUCUAUAUUUCCUAAGGGCUAUAGGAUAAAUAAAAACACCUUGAUAUGCCUAUGGAUAGCGGAAGGAUUUGUUCCAUCCUCUGAAAGCAUGCCACCUGAAGAAGCUGGGAAUGGUUAUUUCAAUGAGUUGUUGUGGCACUCUUUCUUCCAAAAUGUGAGAAGAGAUUUUGAUGGGAAUAUAGUUGACUGUGACAUGCAUGAUCUUGUCCAUGAUCUUUCCAAAUCUGUAGGUGGUGUUGAUUGUUUAACAACAGAAUUUGGCAAGGAAGUUAUCAUUCCUGUGGCCACACGCCACUUAUCAAUGCUUGGAAGUGAGCUGGUACCCAAAAAACUUGGCAUGUUGAGGAGUGCUCAAAAGCUGCGAUCGUUUCUUCUUUUGGAUGGGCAGAGAAAUAUCACGAAACUAUCCAAGAGUUUCUUUUUGAGCUUUAAAUCUGUUCGGGCAUUAGAUUGCAGUGGUAGUCGGAUAAAGAAGUUGUCUAAGUCAGUUGGUACUUUAUUACAUCUACGAUACCUCAAUCUUUCACAUGCUCUGCUAAGAACAUUGCCAAAGUCUAUCUGUUGCUUCCUUAAUCUUGAAGCUUUAAUACUUAAGCAUUGCAACCAUCUGAUAGAAAUUCCUGCAGAAAUUAGAAAGUUGGUGAACCUUAGACAUCUGGAUAUAUACGGAUGCACAUCCUUAACCAUAUUACCUCGUGGCAUUGGAAAAAUGAGAUCCCUGCAAACAUUGCCAGUUUACAUUGUUAGCAAGGCUGCUGCUAGUGACAUUUCCGAGUUGCAGAGACUUGAUCUUCAUGGUGAAUUAAUGAUAAAGAACCUUGAGAAUUUGUCCGACGAGAUAUGUGCCAAAAAUGCUAACUUGAAAGGGAAGAGGCACAUCCGAUUUCUAAAGUUAAUAUGGGAUCAAGUUGAAGAAAUGGGCACAAGAGAAAAUGUUGAGCGCAUUGUUGAGAGCCUUCAACCAAAUUCUGAUUUGAGCAAGUUACACAUAGAGGGUUAUAUUGGUGCAAAUUUCCCCAGUUGGUUGAUGAAUAUGUACUUGGUACACAUUGUGGAAAUCUGGCUUUUAAAAUGUCACAGGUGUGUGGAGCUGCCUCGACUAGGGAAGUUGCCUUUUCUUGAGGUUCUCACUGUUGACGGGAUGGAUUCCGCAAUGUAUUUCUGCAAUAGUUCUGGUGAAGAGGAUUUGGCAACUCAAUUUGCAUCACUGAAGCAACUGACCCUCCGUAAUAUGCCCAAUCUAUUGGGAUGGUCAGUUAAUAAAGAUCAUACUAUUCUUCAUUGUCUGAAGAAAUUUACGUGGCAUGUCCCUAUUUGAAUAAAUUGCCAGAUCUUCCCUCCCU
Nicotiana tabacum (common tobacco) is the source of this 2839-nucleotide messenger RNA. RefSeq names its product disease resistance protein RGA2-like. The record is from RefSeq and is a predicted model, not a curated record. NCBI's taxonomy places the organism in Eukaryota, Viridiplantae, Streptophyta, Magnoliopsida, Solanales, Solanaceae. Gene Ontology annotation, molecular function: ADP binding.